This is a messenger RNA of Metopolophium dirhodum (rose-grain aphid), 666 nucleotides long. RefSeq names its product probable serine/threonine-protein kinase DDB_G0281745. The record is from RefSeq and is a predicted model, not a curated record. Bases 1 to 666 code for a protein of 221 amino acids. Lineage: Eukaryota; Metazoa; Arthropoda; Insecta; Hemiptera; Aphididae. The transcript is spliced from 2 exons.
AUGCAGUUCCACGGACUAGGAGUAGGACAAAAUAAUCUCGAACAUAAGAACCACGAGGCCGAUGAAAAACGGGUGACACGACCGACGGCCACGGCACGACCGGCGGCCACAACUCGACCGGCGCCACCAACGUCGACAAGUCGGGCACCCGUGAGACUGCCACCCCGACCACUAAUGGAGAGACCGACACCAGCGCCGAGGACAUCGACCAUCCCGCCUCCAGGAACGCCCGUCAACCCGCUGUCAAUACGAGACACCACCACUGACACAACACCACCGGCCUCACUUAACGCCCGCCAGCGCCGAAACAAGCAGCGGAUGCGGGACUACAAGGCGAAGCAGACGUCCCAGCAACACCACCUGGAAAAACUGGCGUCAACACCAGCCCCCGCCCCGUCACAGCCAGAGCCUGCGACACCAGACCUCACCGUGGUCACGGUACCGGAAGUGACAAACACUUCCGGAGCAACCGGAACCGCGGAACACCUAACAGCCGCGACCCCUAAAACCGCGGAUAUGGAAAUAUCCCCGGAAGAGGAGGCGGACCUGUUAGGUGAGACGGACGCGGGCAUGGCUGGCACUGAAGACAUGGAGGUCAGCCUCAUGUACUUCAGUCCCCCACGUCCCCCCAACAUGACUAGACACCACCAGGGCCACAUCCGCUGA